Messenger RNA from Ctenocephalides felis (cat flea), 1872 nucleotides. RefSeq lists its product as uncharacterized. Bases 1 to 1782 code for a protein of 593 amino acids. The transcript is spliced from 9 exons. The record is from RefSeq and is a predicted model, not a curated record. Lineage: Eukaryota; Metazoa; Arthropoda; Insecta; Siphonaptera; Pulicidae.
AUGAGUGAUACCGAUAGACCUCAAAGUAGAGGUGAGGAAGCUCAAGCGAGUCCCAGAACCUCUUUUAGUUUUAUUGGAGGACAUAUAGGAAGUGUAAAUACUUCAUCAUCUGUAUCACCUAGCACUAGUUCGAGUUCUUCUAGCAGCACAAAGACUGCUGUAUCAGAAUGUUUAAGUUCUUGGCUCAAUUACUUACAGAUUUUAAAUUCAUUAUGUACUGCCGGUUUCAAAUUAUCGCAAUCCUUAUCUACUCUGGCACAUUGUACACCAGACCAAUCUGCGACUCAAACACCUUUAGGUAUGAGUGGGCACAGUUUUUCAGGUGCUUCACAACCCGGAUUAAAUGUUCUUAGUGGUGGAGCAACAAGUGGCUCACUCAGUUCCGAAGGAAUUAGUGGGACUUCAGGAGGUGCAUUUAUGACCGGUCCCCCUCCGCUAUUACCUGCCUUGACUGGUUGGGAUGAGCUGGCGCGUUCUACAGCUGUGGCAACUGCCACUGUUAAAUGUCACAUUGUAGCCCUGCUACAAGAAUAUUCAUCUAUACCUCAGCAACAGCAUCCCCAGGCCGAAGGAGCUGCCGAACAGAUUGGAGCUAUGAGAGAUAACAACUAUCAAAUUAUCGCUGACAACAUAUCCACACUAGUGAACUUACAGUAUCAAUUUUGCAUUGCCUGUUUCGAGUGUCUUUCACUGGCAGACAUGUGUCAAUGUUCAUCAGGAGAAUAUCCUCCACAGGGAAUGGCUGAUAGCCCCAAAAGUGCAGCUGAAAGGGAAAGAGCACACUAUGAGCAUCAACAUCAUGGAAUGCCCCUUCAUGAGUCUGCCAGAGGUGGUGGUGGAUAUCAUGAAACCCCUCCACCAUUUAGAGGGCCAUCUCCAGUAGAACAUCCAAGAGGUCCUAGUCCAAUACAAGGAUUUCUUGAUACAAUAAGAGGAAGUAGUCAUUUGGAACAUAUGCGAGGGCCAUUGCCCAAUCCUGGUUUACUACAAGGUAUGAAAGCACCUUUCCACGGCGGUAGUGGAACAGGAGGUGCUUCAAGGGGUCUUAGAAGCCCUCUUCAUUUUCCAUUAUUUCCUCUACUCCAAGGUCAAAGACGAUGGUCGGAAGCAGCAGCAGCGGAGGCCAGUGGUACCGCAGGCGGUGAAGAUGCGUCCAUGCGUCGCUGGUCCAUGCCCUGGGAUUCUGCACAUGUCGCUGCACCUCAUGGCCGAUAUCAUUACUAUCCGCCACAUUAUCACCAUGUGACAUCACAUGCUAGUGGUUGCCACUAUCCUCAUCCUCAGCACCAAGCCCAAAUAAGCGCGGGAGCGACGGCCAGAGGUUUGGGAGCAGUUGGGGGAGUAUCCAAAUUGAGCGUCCCAGUUGGAGGAGGCAGCGGCACUACGACGUCUUGCAGUGAUCGCAGCAGAUCAACCACACCUGAUUCAAUUUGGCAGCCAUCCAGCGGAAGUCAGGAUGGCUUAGCAGAGGCUAUUCAAUUAUUGUCCUGCAGACCUGGAAUCAGACCAUACAAUCAGCUCACCAGCCAACAACAACCAUCUUAUCAUUCACACAUUCAAACCACAAAUCAACCACCCGUGCCAAGUCAGAGCAGUGAACCAUAUCACUAUCAUCAAGAUACGGGCCAAAUGCCAUUCCUGUACAGUAUGUGGAGCGGACAUGAAAGAUCAGGCUUACCUUUCAUUCGACUUCCAGACAUGCCGGAACAGCAGGUAUUGCCUGAUGAAACAGGUAGCUCUGAAACAAAAAAGCAGUCUAGUAAUGUACACAAGCCCCCAUAAAUUAAUUAAAAAACACGAGCAUUACAAUUGAAUAUUUUAAGUUAUUUCAUUUUAGUUUCACGCACAACUAAACAAGUUACCAAAAAAGCA